CACUAGGAGGUCAGGUGACGGUCACGGCGGCGGCGGCGCCGUGUUCUCCGUUACAUGUACGGGUAUUCCUGCGUGUACGCGACGGUACUACUGAUGCAUGUGACAUGUGCUGACUGCAUGGAACAUGUAGGUACGUGUACGAUCGACAAAGACAUCCAGCUUUGACCCCAGGUUUUCAACAGCGCCAGACUCCCAGGUCAUUCAAAAAGAGCAGCGCUAGGAGAAUCAGGUUCAAGUCAGUCCAGUCACUUCAUCUACUGGCUACAAUGCAGUACGACGACAUUCUUCGCCGCAUCGGCGGUUUUGGCAAGUACCAGAAACGUCUUAUGUCUGUCCUGGUUCUCUCCCAGUUACCCGUUGCGUGUCAGUUCAUCGCCCAGGUAUUUUUUGCCGCAAAGACGGACCAUUGGUGCGUGGUACCGGAGGAACACGCCCUGAAUUGCAGUGGGCUCCAGCUGGACUCGCUUCGUGAGUGUCAGGAGGCGCAAAAGAACCAGAGUAUUCCGUACCGACUGGACGGAGACGGCAACCGGAUUUACUCCUCGUGCGAGCGGUACGCGACGACUGAUGACAAAGACCCCGGCAGCGGCUGGGACCUAAACGCCACCGACGUCAUCCCCUGCGACGCCGGGUGGGAGUUCGACCGAUCACGCUACCAACUGACCAUCAUUGAGGACUUCAGCCUGGUGUGUGCCAGGGCGGAUUACCCCGGGAUUGCUCAGUCCUUCUGGUUUGUCGGCGUACUCCUUGGGUCCCUGGGUUGGGGCUCAGUGGGUGACUGGUUCGGGAGAAGGAAGACCUUCAUCCUCUCUUUUCUUCUGACUACCGUUUCGGCCAUUUCGUUAGCUUUCAGUCCAAACUUUGCAGCUUUCGUUAUCUUAACUGUCACUGUGACAGCUUCUGCGUACGGCGCGUUCCUCAUGCUCUUUGUCCUCACGUCAGAGAUCGUCGGCCCAAAGAGGCGUGUCUUCGUCGGCACCAUGUUCAAUCUCUUCUUCGGAGUUGGUUACAUGCUCUUGACUUUGAUAGCGUUCCUUCUCAGAGACUGGCGUCACCUACAGUUGGCAAUAUCUCUUCAGUUUGUCCUGUGUUUCCCUCUGCUCUUUGUUCUACCUGAGUCCCCGCGUUGGCUCAUGUCGAAGAACAGGUUUACUGACGCGAUCGUCGUGCUGAGAAAGAUCUCCCACAUCAAUGGAUCCAGCGUUGGGGACACCACCUUCGAGAGCUCUGAAAGAAAACCCGUCGUCGGCCAGCAACGACAGUCCACCACCCAGCUUGACCUCGUCCGAACACCCAACAUCCGGAAGAUUACUCUGAUUAUGUGGUACGAUUGGUUCGUCGCUAACAUGGUGUAUUAUGGAUUGUCUCUGAGCACGUCCGCCCUGGGUAUAGACGAUUACCUGGCCGCCCUCGUGUCUGGUGCCGUGGAAAUACCAAGCCUCAUCUUGUGCGUGUACUUGAUGGAGCGUGUCGGCAGACGUUUGACCCUAGUUGCCUUUUACAUCUCCGGUGGACUGGCCUGCCUCGUCACCAUCUUUCUUCCCCUCGGAGCCUGGAGGGCCGGGGUUGCCAUGGUAGGCAAAUUUGCCAUCGCGGCGGCCUUCAACCACAUCUACGUAUACGCCUGUGAGCUGUACCCGACGGUUAUCCGGACCAUGGGCGUGGGUUCGUCCUCCAUGGUGGCCCGGGUCAGUGGUAUCCUCUGUCCCAUCAUCCUCCUUCUGGGCAAGCAUUGGGAGCCCCUCCCGCUCUUUGUCUUCGGUGCUGGCUCCGUCAUUGCCGGGGUUCUCUCUUCGAUGCUGCCGGAGACUCUAGGCCGCAACCUGCCCAAUACAAUCCAGGAAGGGGAGAAUUUCCGAGCCAGUUCCGGCUUCCCGUCGUGCUGCAAGAGCGCCCCUCUUCGACAGGAUGGUGACUCUGCCCAUCCUCCGGCUCAUUACGACCUGCUCCCGACAAAGCCUUCUUCUGCAGGUCCACCGGCAGGAGGCGUCUCGCCCCAACCCACCGGCAACGACUUCCCCACCGUCUCUAUGCAAACUUGACAUUCUUCCACAAGUAAAAUCCUGUGGGUCCGAAUCAACGUUGGGCCUCAUCAGACCCUCAUGAGGAAUCGGGCACACCUGACGUAGAGAGUUCUGCUUUCGCUUCAUUAUCUACAUAAUGCGUUUGUUACUUUAAAGGGUUUACAGCUUGUUUUUAUGAUACAAGACAGGCGAUUCUUUUAUCUAAAAUCCGACGUACAGUUCUUGUGCAGCGCGCAAUUAUUGUCGGAGACCAGGCAACCAAAAAUGUAUACGUUUUUCCACUGCGAUGUUCAAUGCACCCAGGCCGGCAACAUUUUGGCCUUAAACUUCAAAUGACACUUAUAACAAAACCAUAAAUCUGAUUGAAGUAAAAAACUACCUAUGUAAUGAUAAAGAGUGUCUCUACAUGUAUGCCCGGUUUUAAAAAAUAUCGAGCUAGGCACAGCCGGGUUCCUGAGGGAGCGGAAUCCACCCCCCCCCCCCGCGAGAAGGGACGAAAUAUCCCGGCGCUUUCAGGCUUAAUGCACAAAUGUCAUAAAAUUCCAAGAUGGCGGCUGCAAGGGGAAAGUUAUGCUCAGUCAUUCUAUUGAAAGCCGUGUUCGAGGAAGCGUCUUACCAGUACUGUUCCUUUUCCCGCACCCAUUACAGAAUAAAAACAACCACCGGAUCAACAUCGUUUGCGGAGUCCUCUUGGCCUGCUUUAGUUCCAGUUCCAAUCAAAGGAGCCUCUGUUGUUGUCGAGAAAACAGUGCCCUCUCUUGGUCAUCUCAGAGCUCAUACACAAAUCCGGCGAGAAGAAUUAGAAGCCAUUACUGCGGUGGCACGACAGGUGGUGCGCGCGCGUUACAUUCCUCUCCCACCAAUAGGGUGUCGUGACAUGCCAAAGUGCGCGUGCAAGUUAAGACAUGCGCAUGAAGAAGGCUUAGUUCUCUCUUCUUAGUAGCUGACUUAUCAGGUUAACAAAUGUAAGAUGCAAAACUCCUGAAAUGCUUUUAGAAAAUAAAUAUCAAAUGUUAAAUAAGUGAGCCAAAAAUGUUUCAUCUCCACAUAUUUGUGUGCAUGUCCUUACUGGUAAGGUAAAUUUAAAUUAGCAUAUCGCUCAUGAUAUAGAUAAUUCACUCUAGUGCGUCUCCAAGAAUUUGCAACACGUUGAUCAAUUACAGUGCGCGAAAUCU
Acanthaster planci (crown-of-thorns starfish) is the source of this 3199-nucleotide messenger RNA. RefSeq names its product organic cation transporter protein-like. Lineage: Eukaryota; Metazoa; Echinodermata; Asteroidea; Valvatida; Acanthasteridae. Gene Ontology annotation, cellular component: membrane. Gene Ontology annotation, molecular function: transmembrane transporter activity. The record is from RefSeq and is a predicted model, not a curated record. Gene Ontology annotation, biological process: transmembrane transport.